Molecule: messenger RNA, 528 nt
Organism: Onthophagus taurus
Lineage: Eukaryota; Metazoa; Arthropoda; Insecta; Coleoptera; Scarabaeidae
Gene: ATPsynF
Product: ATP synthase, subunit F
Biological process (GO): proton motive force-driven mitochondrial ATP synthesis
Cellular component (GO): proton-transporting ATP synthase complex
Molecular function (GO): proton-transporting ATP synthase activity, rotational mechanism
Source: RefSeq, a predicted model, not a curated record
UUCAAUUUCAACUAACUUCACUCGUGGCCAUAUUGACCUGCUGAAGUGAAGUCCAAAAAAUGGGUUUUGGAGAUUAUCCCGCUGAAUAUAACCCGAAAGUGCACGGUCCUUAUGAUCCUGCACGUUUUUACGGGAAGCCGGAUACCCCAUUUGGUCAAGUAAAACUUGGCGAAUUAGGUUCAUGGUUUGGGAGGAGAACUAAAAGUCCACAAGCCGUAGCCGGGGCUUGCAGUCGGGCUUGGUGGAGAUGGCAACAUAAAUAUAUCCAACCGAAACGCGCCGGAAUCGCUGGUUUCUUCCAGUUGAUCAGUGUUUCAAUGGCUGUAUUUUAUUUCUUAAAUUACGGCAAGAUUAAGAAGCAUAGGAACUACAAAUAUCAUUAAAUGUAAAUGAUGAGGAUCGAGACGGGGGUAGAAGAAAACAGCUUGUAGUCGAAUUAAAAAUUGAAAAGAACACAUUGUUUAAUUUUGAAUUGUAUUAAAGAAAAUAAAUAAUUUGGGAAAGAAUAAAGCGUUUUGAUAAAUGACA